AUGGGACGUGAAUUACUUAAUCUUUUGGCUAUUGAGGAAAAAUUGAUCAUAAUAGAUAAAACUUUACAACAAUUGCUAAAAGAUCACUCUUCAAGUUUUGGAGGAACAUAUAUAAAUGUUACGAAGAACCAAGUAUUUGUCAAUACUGUGAACCCUUCUGUAGUUCCUAUAAUAAAAAGUUCAUCAGAGUUAACCAAUAAUGAUUAUUUAAACUUCGUAACCUUUGUAACCGCAAGUAACUCAAUGGAUAUAUUAGCAUACCGCAUUAUUAAAAUAUAUGAGAAAAUUAAACAAUUCAAACCAAUUAAUAUUCUAUGUUAUAUUGAUAUGGAGCUUAAUAAUGUUGUAGUACGUCAUGAUCAAAAAACAAAUGAUGGAGACUUAAAUCUCAAAAUCUUUAGUGGUGAAGGUUUAAUAAAUCUUUUUAAUAAUUUAGGCUGUUCUGUGGGUUUUUGGGCAAGAGAUAAAAAAGAUGAAAAUCAGAAUUACAUUGUAACUGCUGGCCAUUGUUCUAAUAAACUAUCACGAUUGGUUGGCAGCAAAUACUUAAAAUCAAUGACAACACUUAUAAGAAAUACAGAUUCUGAAGAGCAUACUGAAUUAAUUAUUGAACGUGGUAUACAAACGGUUAGCCAUGGUGCUCAUGUAUGUAAAGCUGGUUUUAGUUCACAUGUUACUUGCGGUUAUAUAAAAGGACUUAUUACAAUUAGUACGUUUUUAGAAGGUAUACCUUUCAAGGAUUAUAUAUUUUAUGGUAAAGACGCUUUUCAAAUAUCUUGUGGGGGUGAUAGCGGG
This is a messenger RNA of Dentiscutata heterogama, 795 nucleotides long. Lineage: Eukaryota; Fungi; Glomeromycota; Glomeromycetes; Diversisporales; Gigasporaceae. The record is from the annotation of a GenBank genome assembly.